This is a messenger RNA of Erythranthe guttata (spotted monkey flower), 555 nucleotides long. The record is from RefSeq and is a predicted model, not a curated record. Lineage: Eukaryota; Viridiplantae; Streptophyta; Magnoliopsida; Lamiales; Phrymaceae.
AUGGUGGAAGAUCUAGCAGAUCUGCCGCACACAAAAUCACUAGCUCAAUCUAGAAAUUGAUUCCUAAAUACAGGUGUGUUUGAUCCAUUCUCAGCAAGGAGCAACUUGUCCCAUAUACUGAACAUGAUGGACCGAUUCACGGAAUCACCUGUUUAUGCCUCCGCCUUUCGCCGGAGCUGGGAAGCAAAGGAAACCGGCGAAGGUCUCCACCUUCGAAUAGAUAUGCCUGGAUUGGGGAAAGAAGAUGUGAAGGUUUCUGUAGAGCAGAACACACUUGUAAUCAAGGGUGAGGGCAAGAAGGAAUCCGAGGAAGAUGGAUCUGGCCGGAGAUACACCGGCAGAAUCGAUCUACCGGAGAGAACCUACAGGACAGACGGUAUCAAGGCGGAGAUGAAGAAUGGAGUUCUUAAAGUAUUCCUUCCUAGAAUCAAGGAAGAAGAGAGGACUGAUGUUUUCCAAGUUAAUGUUGAGUGAUGCUUUUGGUUUAUGUUGUUUGGGUUUACCACUAAUUGCAAUUAGUAGGAUUUGAACUGUUAAUUAACAUGAAAAUUAUAU